AUGGACAAAGCAACAACAAUCAAGCUCAACAUCACAUUUUUCUCCAUUUUCUUCUCCUUAUUAUCAUUGUCUUGUUCCAAUGUGAACUCAUUGUCUGAAGAACCCAAUGCAACAACUCCAAACUUGACAAAGCUAAAGCUAAUAAACCCCUUCACACCCAAGGCCUCACUCAUCAGGUACUGGAAAAACCACAUUUCCAAAAAUACCCCUCUACCGCCUUUCCUCCUCUCGAAAGCCUCGCCUUUAUCCCCCGUUGAGUCCUCGUUUUUCGCCGAGCUCGUCUCCCGAGACUCCCUCUCGUCCCACCUCGCCGCCUUCUGCUCGUCCGGGAACCUCCUCUGCCCCCUCGACUCAAAACCCGUCCUCGAGAAACGCAACGCGGACGACGCGAACUUCACGUCGUACACGAAUAAAGCCUUCCCGAACUACGGAAAUGCCCGUCUCGGAGGAGCCGACUCGUUCAAGUCCUACUCGGAGGGUAUCAACUUCGCCUCCGGCUCGUUCGCGCGGUAUAGCCGGGCGGCCACCGGCCACCGGGAAAGCUUCGCCGCCUACUCCGGCGACGCCAACGUGGCGGCGAACAACUUCACUUCGUACGCCGUCGGAGCCGGCGGCGGCUCCGGCGACUUCAAAAGCUACGCGCCCCGCGUGAACGUGCCGGACAACGAAUUCGCGUCGUACGACUCGAACGCCGACGGGCACCGGCUCACGUUCACGAGCUAUGCCGAUGACACAAACUCCGGGAAACAAUCGUUCGCCGGCUACGGGAAAAGCGGGAACUCGGCUCCCGUCGGGUUCGCUAGCUACGGAAGCUCGUCGAAUGUCGUGGGCUCGAUUUUCUCAGGUUACGGCGAGUCGGGCAAUGCGGCGAACGACUCGUUUAAGUCCUACACGACGAACGCGAACAACCCGAACAACAACUUCAAGAGCUACGGCGCGGGUGGGAACGGUGGGCUCGACGGUUUCGCGAGCUACCGCGACUUAGCCAACGCGGGCUCGGACGCUUUCCAAUCGUACGGGAAGGGCUCAAGCUCAGAGAAAACGAGCUUCUCGAACUACGGGAAGUCGUUCAACGGCGGGUCCGACACAUUCAAGGAGUACGCGAAGGGCUCGGUCGGGCAGCUAGUCGGGUUCAAAAUUUACAGCGCGAGCACGACUUUCAAAGAGUACGCGAAAAGGAACGGCGUCACAUUCGCGCAAUACACGAAACCCGGAGAAAACCCAUCAAAAAUCGUCCGAAAAACGGGCAGUCUAGCCGUGGAACAGGGGAAAUUCUUUCGAGAGAGCUUGCUAAAACAGGGGACGGUGACGAGGAUGCCUAACAUUACCGACCGGAUGCCGAGAAGGUCGUUUCUACCACCGGGGAUCGAGUCGAAGCUGCCCUUCUCGACCAACCGGCUGCCAGAGAUGAGACAGGCCUUCCAGGCCCGGGCCGGGUCGGCCGAGGCCCGAGUGCUCGAAAACGCUGUGGCCGAGUGCGAACGCGAGCCGAGCCAGGGGGAGACGAAGCGGUGUGUGGGGUCCGCGGAGCGGAUGAUCGACUUCGCGGUGUCGGUGCUCGGUCGGGACGCGGCCGUUCGGACGACCGAGGGUGUGGGCGGGUCGGGCGGUGACGUGGCGAUCGGGAGGGUCGAGGGUAUCGACGGGGGUCGGGUGACGAGGUCGGUUUCGUGCCACCAAAGCUUGUACCCUUACCUGCUGUACUACUGCCACGAGGUGCCGAAAGUGAGGGUGUAUGAGGUGGACAUUCAUGACGUGGAGAGUAAGGUUAAGAUCAACCGAGGGGUUGCCAUCUGUCACCUUGACACGUCAGCAUGGAGUCCGGGCCAUGGGGCCUUUCUGGCGUUGGGGUCGGGCCCGGGAAAGAUCGAGGUUUGCCAUUGGAUCUUUGAGAACGACAUGGCUUGGACUAAGGCUGAUUGA
Molecule: messenger RNA, 1923 nt
Organism: Striga hermonthica
Lineage: Eukaryota; Viridiplantae; Streptophyta; Magnoliopsida; Lamiales; Orobanchaceae
Source: the annotation of a GenBank genome assembly